AUGCGGUUCUGGAAGUCACAGAAAAGGCUACGACACAAGAAAUACGCAACGCCUACAAGCGGCAAGUCUUCCCAAGUCCCUCCGCGCCUCGAAUCGCUUUGCAAAAGCAGCAACACCCCAGCUAACAAUCUGCUGCUCCCCAGCGCCGCGUUGAAAACCCACCCAGACCGUGUCCCAGCCGACUCCCCAGAGCGCGACGCCCGCACCCGCAGGUUCCAACUCGUCAACGACGCCUACUACACCCUCUCCGAUGCCACCCGCCGCAGAGACUACGACGCCCAGCGCAAGCUCUUCCCGCCUUCAGCCGCGGAAGCGAACCCCUUCGAAGAAGCCGACGAGGAGAUUCCACAUCAGCCGGGAGCUACCGCCCAGGGCGCAUACUCGUGGGCUUGGAACUUCUUCAACAGCCAUGCCGCCGGGACCGCGAACACCGCCGAGCGGGAGCGGACGGAAGAUGCCCAGUUCAGCGACGUUUUCGAGGAGAUGAUGCGGGAAGAGGGCAUGGCGGAGGAGGGGUCGAGUGCGCCGACGAGCAAGUUCUGGAGUUUGAUUGGGGGCCUCAGCGGCGCUGCGUUGGGCUUCAUCAUCGCCAACUUCCCGGGCAUGUUGGCCGGUGCGGUGGCGGGGAACAGGCUUGGGGCGGUGAGGGACGCCAAGGGAAAGAGUGUAUAUGAGGUGUAUUCGGUAAGCUUGCGCUUGACGGCUUUGAUGGUGAGAUGUGCUGAUUGA
Molecule: messenger RNA, 729 nt
Organism: Metarhizium acridum CQMa 102
Lineage: Eukaryota; Fungi; Ascomycota; Sordariomycetes; Hypocreales; Clavicipitaceae
Source: RefSeq, a predicted model, not a curated record